AUGGGGAAGCUAUGGGUUGGUGUGAUUUCUCUCUUUUUCGUUUGUGCUACCACAACCCUCUUUUCCGGAGCCAAUAGUUGCUUGGAAAACGAAAGGCGAGCUCUUCUCCGAUUCAAACACAGCCUUGCAUUGGACCCUUUGGAUUCUGGUCGAGUAUCAUCUUGGGAUGGAAACAACUGUUGCCACUGGCAACACGUGGCCUGCGACAAUGCAACCGGACAUAUUACCAGGCUUGAUCUCAGAAUCGAUUUUCGUAGCAACAAGUGGCAAGACGAGGGAAAGGAGUUGGAUCCGUCUUUGGCUGAGUUGACUCGUUUGACUUAUUUGGACUUGAGUGGGAUCAAAUUUCGCAGCAACCCGAUUCCUGAGUUCAUCGGAUCCAUGACACAACUCAGAUAUCUGAAUCUUUCUGAUACGGGCUUUUCUGGCAUCGUUCCUCAUUGGAUCGGAAAUCUGUCGAAUUUGCGUGAACUUAGUCUCAGUGAAAGGGGCUUGGUCAUUGAUGAUUUCAGAUGGUUUUGGAGUCUUUUGGCACUCGAGCAUCUUGAUCUCAGCAGAUUGAGCAUCGGUGAAGCUCCAAAUUUAGACAAGGUACUGUUGCAUAUGAUUCUUUCUUUACGAUCUUUACGCCUGUCGGGAUGCCAACUCUUUAAUUCCCAUUUCAGUCACACCCAUCUCAAUUCAAAUAUCACGCUUUCCACCAUUCAAACACUUGAUCUUAGUGGAAAUUUGUUUGAAGGCGAGUUCCCUCUGUUUUUACAAAACUUGACGUCUUUACGGGUCCUUGAUCUUUCAUACAACCUCCUCAAUGCUUCAAUUCCUGUCAUGAACGGCAUUCUGGAACUCUAUCUUGGGGGAAAUAGAUUUCCACGUAUACAAGAUAUUGGGAUGUGGAGACUCUGCAGGAUAAAAGUGUUGGAUCUCUGGGAUAAUAAUAUGGAAGGGGAACUCACGGGGCCAUCAACCGAAUGUCCCCAAUUUGCUAUGGAGAAACUACAUCUAAGCAGGAACAGGUGUAGCAGUGAAAUCCCGACAUCACUACAAAGGCUUACGGCCUUGACAAGCUUGCAUCUUGAUCACAACCAGUUGACAGGAAGGAUCCCUGAAUCUCUAGGAAACUUAAAGAGCUUGCAGGAGUUGGAUCUUUCCUCCAACAACUUAACAGAUUUGAUUCCAUUUUCCAUGAGACAGUUAUCGAGACUAGAAAUUUUGUAUCUUAACUCCAAUUCCUUGUUAUCGAUUCCAUCAUGGAUUGGAAACCUCUCAGAACUACGGUCUCUUGAUUUAUCCUCAAACUUAUUACAAGGGCCUCUUCCGGAUACCAUCGGACAACUUUCUAAGCUCGUGUUUCUGGAUAUAUCAAACAAUUCUUUAUCUGGUGUUGUCACAGAAGCCCAUUUCGAAAACACAUCCAUGUUAAAACAUUUCGAUGCAACUUCAAACCACGGAUUGACCUUCAAGAUUCCUCCCAAUUGGAAGCCUCCUUUCCAAAUAAGAAACCUUAUGCUCGAAUCUUGCAAAAUCGAAUCAGAGUUUCCACCUUGGAUUCAAACACAAAGGAGUAUUCGAAUUCUCAUCCUUUCCAAAACUAGCAUUUUCGGACCUCUUCCAGAUUGGCUUCACCAGCUCCCGAUCUUUCUAAUACUCGAUCUCUCCCACAACUUUCUCCAUGGUCCAUUGACAAAUCUUCCAUUCAACCAAACAACCGAGUCCUCAACUCCUGCUCCGUUCGAUUUAAGGUUUGCAAAUUAUGAAGGUGAACAAUUAGGAGUGUUGCUUCUUAAGAACAAUCUCUUCAAUGGAUCGAUUCCGGAUUCAGUGUGUAACGCUACAGAUUUAUUUGUUCUCGAUCUUUCGAGAAAUACACUUUCCGGGUCCAUUCCAGAUUGCUUGGGAAACCUUUCGCAACUGAUGGUCAUGAUAUUAAGUUCCAACCGGCUAUCCGGUGUCAUUCCGAGCUCUCUAGGCAAUCUUGACUCUUCUCUAUAUUGGAUACAUCUAAACAACAAUAGCUUCCAUGGUCAAGUUCCGGAAACUCUAGCAAAUUGCACAAGUUUAAAUGUGUUGGAUUUGGGUGAAAACCGGUUCUCUGGAAGCAUACCGAAAUGGAUUGGUGAAAAGAUCACGUCUCUGUCAAUUCUCAGACUACAUAAGAACAAUUUCUCGGGUCUAAUUCCUGUAGAGUUAUGUAAAUGCACAACACUCCAAAUCAUGGAUCUUGGAUAUAAUAACUUAACAGGAAAGAUCCCUGGCUGCUUCCAGAACUUUAGUGGAAUGAUCCAAUCAGGUGGCUACAGUAUUUAUUUUUACAGAGAGUUCGAGCAAAGUUUGAUCCAGGGAAUGAAAGGAAUGCCCCUCGAGUACACAACAACAAUGACAUACGUCAUCAACAUGGACCUUUCCAGCAAUAAACUAGUUGGGGAAAUACCCGAAAACUUGGUACUUCUUGCGGGAUUGCUGGGUCUUAACCUGUCCAACAACCACCUCACAGGUCACAUUCCAGAUAGAAUAGGUGAUAUGCAUUCGUUAAUGUCUCUUGAUCUUUCUAGAAACCAACUUUCAGGGAUAAUCCCACAGAGUAUGUCAUUAUUGACGUUUCUUAGUCAUCUGAAUUUGUCACACAACAAAUUAUCAGGGCGAAUUCCAACAGGAAGUCAGCUCCAGACAUUCAAUAAUCCAUCCAUAUAUGCAGGCAAUAACGAGCUCUGUGGUAAGCCACUGCCGAUCAACUGCAACAGUAAUCAAGUCCAACUAGAAAAUGCAGGAAACGCUCAGGAAGAUGAAGACGACGAUGAGAUGUGGGUUUAUGGUGCUACAAGCGGUUUUGCGACCGGGUUUUUGGGAAUUUUGGGAAUUCUGGCGCUUAACAACAGAUGGAGACUUGCUUUGUUUAAAUUUGUGGGAGGUUUCAUCGGCUGGACAACUUAA
This is a messenger RNA of Lactuca saligna, 2928 nucleotides long. The record is from the annotation of a GenBank genome assembly. NCBI's taxonomy places the organism in Eukaryota, Viridiplantae, Streptophyta, Magnoliopsida, Asterales, Asteraceae.